Molecule: messenger RNA, 1480 nt
Organism: Linum trigynum
Lineage: Eukaryota; Viridiplantae; Streptophyta; Magnoliopsida; Malpighiales; Linaceae
Source: the annotation of a GenBank genome assembly
UCAAAAUUUCCCCUCAUAAAACAAAAACACAAUCCAAUCACUUCGCAGUAAACCCAAAACAAUGGUUGCUCUACAAUCCGUCGAUUCAUCAUCAAAUUCAGGUUCGUCGGCGACAAUCUCCGCCGUCCACCAUGACGUCCUGAGAUCCCACAUCCUAAACCGCCUCGACGGCCCCGCUCUGGCCGCCCUCUCCUCCGCGUCGCCGGACCUCCGCUCCACGAUCUCCACCGACGACGAACUCUGGCGGAACAUCUGCGCCUCCACGUGGCCUUCCGUCAACAAUCCCGAACUAGCCUCCCUGAUCCCGACCUUCAACCACGGCUACCGCUCCUUCUUCUCCGACUCCUUCCCGGCAAUCCACCUCUCCGGCGCCACGGGGAAUCCGGAUCCGGAAAUCACGGGACUAAUCUCCGCCGUCGACAUUUACUACGGAGAUUCCCCGAUUUUUUCGAAAGUCGCGGAGACGGAGACCGUGACGUCGUGGUUCCAGACGGCGCCGUUUCGAAUCGAGCUGCUGGAGGCGAAGGAGGUGGUCCCCACGGGGAUCCGCGACUACUCCGCCGGUUCGGCGGCGGCUGGGAAGGAGGCGGAGGACGCGUGGCUGAGGCAGCUGGAGGAGAAUCUGCGGGUGAGCUGGAUCGUGAUCGAUCCGGCGGGGAGGCGGUCGGCGAAUCUCUCGAGCGGCGUGGCGGUGGCGGCGCGGCACCACUGGCUGACCGGGGAGGUCCAGGUGAAAUUCUCGACGGUGGCGGCGGAGGGGGCGGAGGGGGAAGGUGGGGAGGCGGCGGAGUGCGGGGUGGUGGUCACGUGCGGCGGGGAGGAAGGAGGGGAGGUGCACGUGCGGGAUAUUUAUUUGGGGAUGGAGGACAUGGAAGGGCGGAGCCUGUGCGGGAGGGACAGUUUGGGAAUUUUGCGUGGGGCGAUGGAAGGGGAGCGGCGGCGGCGCGUGGAGACGAGGGAGGAAGGGAAGGAAAAGUACGAGAGGUUUUUGGAGAGGAAGAGGGAGUGGAAACGGCGCGUUGAGAGGAGAGAGAAGGUUCUCGAUACGCUGUGUGUUGCCACUGGGGUCGCUUUUUUCCUGACGUUCUUGGCCUUCCUUUUGAUGUGAGAACUAGGGACAAAAUAGUCAUUAGACACUUUUUUAUAGUGAAAUUUAAUUUCAUUCUGUGUAAAUACUAAAUUAAAUACAUUUCAGUAAAGUUGUAAUUUUUAUUGCAAAAAAUGUCGAACCAAUACUUUGAUCGAUGUUGUAUUGUACAUGUGUGUGGCCACGUAGAAUGGAGCAAAUUGUUUCGAUUUUGGAUGACCGAGAAUCGCUUGACGUAUGAGCUCACACUUUGUUCGAUGUUUGGUCGUUGAACGAUUUGCGUUGUAUUUAGUGAUAUUUGGUGAACAUGAUAGCUCGAUUAUCAUUGUUUUUUUUAGGUUAAAUAAUAAACGUGUCUGUACUCGUGACACAUAAGAAAACGUUUGAUGUUCA